Molecule: messenger RNA, 2451 nt
Organism: Molossus molossus (Pallas's mastiff bat)
Lineage: Eukaryota; Metazoa; Chordata; Mammalia; Chiroptera; Molossidae
Gene: HHIPL1
Product: HHIP like 1
Exons: 10
Coding region: 40-2451 (803 amino acids)
Cellular component (GO): membrane
Source: RefSeq, a predicted model, not a curated record
GCCGUCGCGAGCGCCCCGGGAGGGUAGCGGGGCGGCGGCAUGGCUGGACGGCGGGCCGGAGCGGGGCCCGGGCCCCGGGCGCUGCUGGUGCCGCUGGCGCUGCUGACUCUGCGGGCGCUCGGGGCGGCGGGGCACCCGCAGUGCCUGGACUUCAGGCCGCCCUUCCGGCCGCCGCGGCCGCUGCGCUUCUGCUCGCAGUACUCGGCCUUCGGCUGCUGCGCGCCCGAGCAGGACGCCGCGCUGGCCGGCCGCUUCGGGGCCCUGGCGGCGCGCGUGGACGCCGGCCUGUGGGCCGCGUGCGCCGGCUACGCGCUCGACCUGCUGUGCCAGGAAUGCUCGCCCUACGCGGCCCACCUCUAUGAUGCCGAAGACCCGUCCACGCCCCUGCGGACGGUGCCCGGGCUCUGCGAGGACUACUGCCUGGACAUGUGGCAGACGUGCCGGGGCCUGUUCCGCCACCUGUCACCUGACCGUGAGCUCUGGGCGCUGGAGGGCAACCGUGCCAAGUUCUGCCGCUACCUGUCCCUGCAUGACACGGACUACUGCUUCCCACACCUGCUGGUCAACGAGAACCUCAACUCGAACCUGGGCCGCGUGGUGGCUGACGCCAAGGGCUGCCUGCAGCUGUGCCUGGAGGAGGUGGCCAACGGGCUGCGCAACCCCGUGGCCAUGGUCCACGCCCAGGACGGCACCCACCGCUUCUUCGUGGCCGAGCAGGUAGGGCUGGUGUGGGCCUACCUGCCCGACCGCUCGCGGGUGGAGAAGCCCUUCCUGAACCUCAGCCAGGCCGUGCUCACCUCGCCCUGGGAGGGCGACGAGCGGGGCUUCCUGGGUAUCGCCUUCCACCCCCGCUUCCGGCACAACGGCCAGCUCUUCGUCUACUACUCGGUGGGGGUCGACUUCCAGGAGUGGAUCCGCAUCAGCGAGUUCAGGGUCUCGGAGGACGACAUGAACACCGUGGACCACAGCUCUGAGAGGAUAAUCCUGGAGAUCGAAGAACCAGCCUCGAACCACAACGGGGGCCAGCUGCUCUUUGGGGACGAUGGGUACCUCUACAUCUUUACUGGAGAUGGCGGGAUGGCCGGAGACCCCUUUGGAAAGUUUGGGAAUGCCCAAAACAAGUCGGCGCUGCUGGGCAAGGUGCUGCGCAUCGACGUGGAGCGCAGUGAGCGCGGCCCGCCCUACCGCAUCCCGCCGGACAACCCGUUCGUGGGCGACCCCGCCGCGCGGCCCGAGGUCUACGCCCUGGGGGUGCGCAACAUGUGGCGCUGCUCCUUCGACCGCGGCGACCCGGUGUCCGGCGCGGGGCGCGGGCGCCUCUUCUGCGGCGACGUGGGCCAGAACAAGUUCGAGGAGGUGGACCUGGUGGAGCGCGGCCGCAACUAUGGCUGGCGCGCGCGCGAGGGCUUCGAGUGCUACGACCUCAAGCUGUGUGCCAACGCCUCCCUGGAUGAUGUGCUGCCCAUAUUCGCCUACCCGCACAAACUGGGCAAGUCGGUCACCGGGGGCUAUGUGUAUCGGGGCUGCGAGUACCCCAACCUGAACGGCCUCUACAUUUUCGGCGAUUUCAUGAGCGGGCGUCUGAUGUCCCUCCAAGAGAAUCGGGGGACAGGCCAGUGGCAGUACAACGAGCUCUGCAUGGGCCGUGGCCAGACCUGUGCGUUCCCAGGCCUCAUCAACAACUACCAUCCGCACAUCAUCUCCUUUGCAGAGGACGAGGCCGGGGAGCUGUACUUCAUGUCAACGAGCAUGCCGAGCGCCACAGCGGCACACGGGGUCAUCUACAAAAUAAGUGAUCCCUCCAGACGGGCACCCCCUGGCAAGUGUCAGAUCCAGCCUGCCCAGGUGAAGGUGAGGAGCCGCCUCAUCCACUUUGUGCCCAAAGAAAAGUUCAUCCGGAGGGCCGAGAGCACCCCGCGGCCCACAGCCGGAGCGCCCACCAAGGUGCCUCGCCGAGGCCGCCCCACGGCUCCUCGUCCCGUGCCCACCCCGCGCCCAACUCGGCCCACCCCGCGCCCGGCUCGGCCCACCCCGCACCCAGGGGGACGGAGGGUCAAUGGGCGGCGGGGCCGGCCGGGCAAGGAGAAGCCCUCGCCCUCGAAUGGCGCCGUGCGCCUGGUGCGGCCGGCGGGCCUGAGCGCGGGCCGCGGGCGGGUGGAGGUGUUCGCCGGCGGAAGAUGGGGCACUGUGUGUGACGACGGCUGGGACUUCAAGGCCGCCACCGUGGUGUGCCGCCAGCUGGGCUUUGCGCACGUCCUGCGGGCCACCAAGAGAGCCGAGUUCGGGGAGGGCCGCUCGCUGCCCAUCCUGCUGGACAACGUGCGCUGCGCCGGCCAGGAGAAAACCCUGCUGGAGUGCGAGCACGCCGGCCUGGGCACGCACAACUGUCGGCACGAGGAGGACGCGGGCGUCGUCUGCAGCCACCAGGACCCUGACCUGGAGCGACCGUGA